This is a messenger RNA of Drosophila elegans, 1285 nucleotides long. RefSeq lists its product as uncharacterized. The coding region runs from base 108 to 1223 and encodes 371 amino acids. Gene Ontology annotation, molecular function: protein binding. The transcript is spliced from 3 exons. Lineage: Eukaryota; Metazoa; Arthropoda; Insecta; Diptera; Drosophilidae. The record is from RefSeq and is a predicted model, not a curated record.
UUUUCCGAUUUCCCUCUCUCAGAGUUCGCAAAUGCAUUCCGCUCUCCAGAAGAUGAGUUUGGUCACAGUUCUCAGUUCGCUUUGCGCUCUCGAGGAAAAAGCUCGUGAUGGAAAAUCCACGGAAUAUUACCGAUUUGCCAUUGGAAGUCCUCGAUCAGAUAUUCGGCUAUCUCAGUUAUCUAUCAAGCAAAGUGAAACUGGCUCAGGCCCAUGAAAAGCUGGGAAAAGCGUUUGUCUACCACAGCCGCAAUGAGUUCAGGAGGCUGUCGCCCGAUGCAUAUCUCACACCCGAACUGUGGCUGUUUGUUGUAAAGGAAUGUGGAGCCACAGUUGAGGAAUUAUUUUACGAUGAUGAGCGUCCAGGCUUUUACUGGGACGACCUUAUAGCCCAGGCGGUUGUGAAGCACUGUCCCAAUCUGAAAUCGGUAUCAACUUGUGUAUAUAGGUCCCAGCACGACAGCGUCCAGGAAUUUUUAAUAAAAACAAAAAACUCGUUGAUAUCGCUUUCGUUGAAGCUCAGUCAACAUUUCACACACUGCACACUCAUGAAUGUCGUUGGUGAAAUGCCGCAAUUAAAAAAAUUAUCAAUCAUCGGAUUUGUGGAUGAGCAAAUUUACCAGGUACAAAAAUUGAUCUCCCUGGAGACGCUGAAAAUCGAAGAACUUUAUUAUAGGAGCAGACAGGAAUUGGACAUAUUACGAAUUUGUAGCUCACUUAAAAAUCUCCGGAAAUUGAAAGUGAGUAAUAUAAAACUUAAGCCAAUCAAAGAGCGUUGUUCAAUAAUGUGGGCUGACUUGGAAUACCUCAAAUUGACUCAGAGUGAAGUCACUAGUGAAUUGCCAGACUGCCCAAAACUUAAGUACUUGGACAUUCGUAAUCUAACAUGCCAUAUCGAAGGUUAUAUCCUAAAAUUUAUUAAGAAAAAUGGAGCAAAUAUCCACACGAUUUGUGAGAAAUGUUACCCGCUAAUCACUGCCGACGGUUUUCUCCAAUUGCUUCGAAGCUGCCCAAAUCUGCGAGUCCUAUAUACUCAGCUGGAGUAUAUAAAACUCUAUUUUGCCUAUGUGACAAAUAUGGUCGAAAUACUAAGGGAAAAUGGAGUUACUCCAGGGGAUCCAUUGGAACUAGUUGUUUGUAGCCGUAUUAAGUGGAAAUGGAUUAAACGAUUACUACUUCGGACCCCCAAUUCUGAGCUGAUCGAUCUAUACAUGGGAACUUUUUAACGAUAAUUUAAUGAAACAGCCCAAAAGAGGUGCCACUGCCUCCAAUAGUUUAGUCAAUUUAA